AUGAGCGAGGACGACAAAGAUGCUGCUGAGGAAGAGUUGGAAAGGGCUGUGUUUGGCGAUAGCAUGGGAUUCAGAGCUGGACUAGCUGGAUUCGAGACUGGACUGGACGACGAGGAUUCAGCUGAGGAAGGCGCCGCUGCUUCUGGAGACGACCAAACAUAUGGAGGUCUUGCAGAUGCGGACUUGUUCUUCACUGAUGUCGGCGCAUCAACCGACCUACAGCCUGUGCCAGCUGUUGAAGAGGAGGGAGAAGAGGAAGACGGUGCAGCGUGGCAAGACAGCGACGACGAGAGAAUGGUUGUGUCGCUGGCUUCGGUACCGAGACUGCGCAAAUUGAAGAGGACGGAAGCUGAGGAUGUCAUUUCUGGCAAGGAAUACGUUCGUCGUUUGCGCAAACACUACGAGAUGCUCAACCCCGUACCAGACUGGGCCGUCGAAGCCGCUCAAAAAGGACCUAGAAAGAAGCGUAGACUCAGUUACGACGACCUCGAUGCUGAGUCGGACGAAGAUAUGGACAUGGACGAUGAAGAGGGAGACGACGACGUCACGGCCGAACCGCUCAGCAAACUGCUACAAGGAGGAGGCCUCGUAAGACGAACAGAGAACAAGAAGCGCAAGUUGCGACCCGAAGUCAUCGAUAUCCAACGCACAAAGGACAUUGGCACCACCCAACCCUCAGCCAUCACCUCCCUGCAGUACCACCCCGAACUUCCUCUGCUUCUCUCCUCUGGGCCCUCAUCCACUCUCUACCUCCACCACAUUGUCGCUUCCCCUCCAGCUCCUGAAGCCAAUCCCCUCCUCACUUCUCUGCAUAUCCGCAAGACCCCUCUUACAACAACUGCAUUCCACCCGAACGAUCCUCGCAUCUUCCUCUCCGCCCGUCGUCGCUAUUUCCACGUCUGGAACCUCGAAACUGGUAAAGUGGAGAAGAUCGCCCGUGUCUACGGUCACCAACACGAGCAGCGCAGUAUGGAGCGUUUCAAACUCUCUCCCGAUGGUCGCAGUAUGGCUCUCAUCGGUAGUGCCCGUAAAGGUGGCGGUGUCAUCAACAUUCUGGACGCAUACACAUUGCAAUGGGCCAGUCAAGUACGCGUAGAAAGCAACAACGGCAUUGCAGACUUUGCUUGGUGGCGCGAUAGCCGCGGUAUGAGCAUCGCAGGCAAGAACGGCGAAGUCACAGAGUGGAACAUCGACGAGCAGCGCGCAGUAGCCCGCUGGACAGAUGAAGGCGCCGUGGGCACUACCACCAUCACUCUCGGCGGCGACAAUGGAAACGCCGGCUCACCUAUUGGCAAAGACCGUUGGGUUGCAGUCGGCAGCUCAAGCGGUGUCGUGAACAUCUACGAUCGCCGUGCCUGGCUAGUCGCUUCUUCCUCUUCCACAGACCCUCUCGCUUCUCCCAUUCCUUCUGCUCCUAAACCAACCCGCGCCCUCGAUAACCUCACUACCCCAAUCUCGCACCUUACAUUCUCUCCUGACGGACAAAUGCUCGUCAUGGCUUCGAGAUGGAAGAAAGAUGCGUUGAGAAUUGUUCAUCUGCCUACUUGCACGGUCUUCAAGAAUUGGCCUACUAGCAAUACACCUUUGGGCAGGAUUACGGGUGUUGCGUUUGCGCCUGGCAGUGAUGGGUUGGCUGUUGCUAACGAGCAGGGGAAGAUCAGGUGUUGGGAGGUUAGAGCUUAG
This is a messenger RNA of Aureobasidium melanogenum CBS 110374, 1683 nucleotides long. RefSeq names its product WD40 repeat-like protein. Gene Ontology annotation, molecular function: protein binding. The transcript is spliced from 2 exons. The coding region runs from base 1 to 1683 and encodes 560 amino acids. The record is from RefSeq and is a predicted model, not a curated record. Gene Ontology annotation, cellular component: small-subunit processome; Pwp2p-containing subcomplex of 90S preribosome. Lineage: Eukaryota; Fungi; Ascomycota; Dothideomycetes; Dothideales; Saccotheciaceae. Gene Ontology annotation, biological process: rRNA processing.